UCUGCAAUCAUAAUAUUCUUUAUCCAUGAACAAACAAGAAAAUUAUGUGGCUUCACUCGUUUUGUUUACAUCUCUAACCACUAAUCUACCCCUACCCCCACCGCCACCCCACUCAACCGAUCUUUCCCACCUCUUCUUAUGUCUUAUUUGUCCCCUUUCCCUCCAUUUUUGUGACUCUCUGAUCAUACCCUUUAUCUCCUCAGAUUCACUCAUCAUCCCUCCAUCUUUCAAGAAACUUAGAAUCACGGCUUUCUUGAAGUUCCAAUACCCCUUUGUCACAUGAAUCCUCUUUUGGGUUUCCUCAAAAUCAACUUCUCUUUUUUGGGUCUUCUUGUUUUCCAAUAAAGUUUUCAUCUUGAUCUAAUCUUGGAAAUAAUUCGGGGGUUCUGUAAAUCUUUGUGUUGGGCAAGUUAGGUCUACUUUGAUUACCAUAACAAAUUGAACUUUACCCAGAGUUUAAAAUUUAAAACAUGCCUAUGUAUUUGUGCUUUCUAAAAUUAGGUUUCUUGUAGUAUACACAAUCCCUUUUCAAUUUAAUUCUAAAAGAAUCCCAUAAAUUUCUACAAAAUCAACUCUUCUUUCUGCGUUAUUCCUGUUUUCCAAUAAAGCUUCCAUCUUUGAUCAAAUCUAUCAAAAUAAUUCACGGGUUCCUAAAUAUUUGUGUGUAACCCUUAGAUUUUACUAAAAUCAGUGCCUAAAUCUCUUGUUUUUUUUUCGAUGGCUCCUUCAUAUUUUCCAUUAAGGUGGGAAAGCACCGGUGAUCAAUGGUGGUAUGCAUCUCCAAUCGAUUUAGCAGCAGCUAAUGGUCACUACGAUUUGGUGAGAGAACUCCUUCAUUUGGACACAAACCUUCUCAUAAAACUAACAUCUCUCCGCCGUAUCCGGCGGCUGGAGACGGUGUGGGACGAUGAAGAUCAAUUCAACGAUGUUGCAAAAAACAGAUCAAAAGUGGCAAGAAAACUUCUUCUUGAAGGUGAACCCAGAAACAGCCAUGGCCGUAACUCACUGAUCAGAGCUGGAUACGGUGGUUGGCUUCUUUACACGGCGGCAUCAGCCGGUGACGUGGGUUUUGUUAAAGAACUGUUGAAAAGAGAUCCGUUGCUUGUUUUUGGUGAAGGCGAAUAUGGUGUUACUGAUAUAUUGUAUGCUGCUGCAAGGGGGAAGAAUCAAGAGGUUUUCCAGGUUUUGUUUGACUUUUCUUUGUGGUCAAAGGGGGGAGAAGUUGGGUCUGUUUUUAAAUUUGAGAUGAUAAAUAGAGCUGUUCAUGCUGCUGCUAGAGGUGGGAGUCUUGAAAUCUUGAAACAACUUCUUGAAGAUUGUGAUGAUGUUUUGAUGUAUAGAGAUUUGCAGGGUUCUACUUUGUUGCAUUCAGCUUGUGGCAGAGGUCAAACUGAGGUUGUGAAGUAUUUACUUGAAUCUUAUGAUCUUAUCGGCUCAAAAGACACACAAGACAACACGCCAUUACACAUUGCCGCCUAUAAUGGUCACUUACAAGUGGUGGAGCUUUUAGUUUCAUCAUCUCCAUCCCUAAUCCCAUUAACAAACAACCACGGUGACACUUUUCUUCACACAACAAUCGCCGGAUUCAAAACGCCUGGAUUCCGGCGAGUUGACCAGCAAAUCGAACUCAUGAAGCAUCUCGUGAGUGGCAAAAUUGUAAAUUUAGAAGAAAUUAUCGAUGUUAAGAACAACGAUGGUCGAACCGCGCUUCACAUUGCCGUAAUCGAGAACAUCCAUUCGGAUCUAGUCGAACUCCUUAUGACUGUUAGAUACAUUGAUUUGAACAUCCGAGACGUUGAUCGGAUGACACCCCUUGAUCUCCUUAGACAGCGGCCGAGAUCAGCCUCAUCAGAGAUUUUAAUCAAGAGGCUGAUCUCGGCCGGUGGGAUUUCGAAUUACAACGAUUAUAUGACCAGGACUGCCCUUGUAUCCCAUCUGAAAACACAUGGGAUCGGGGGCAGUCCUGGAACUUCCUUCCGAAUCCCGGACGCGGAAAUCAUAUUUUACGCUAAUCCGGAUCGCGAGUCAAUGUACUCGGGCGAACUGAGUCAGUAUGGCUCACCCGCGCGGUCAAACUCGGAUUACUGUGACCGGGAAUCGGGAAGUGGGCCCGCCAGACGGUUAAAGCUUCUUUUCGGAUUUGCUCGAAGAAAAGAGGAAUACGAUGAUUGUGAUUCCGUAAAUUCUCUCGGUUUGAGGAAAUUUAAGCACGAAAAUAGACCGAUUUCAUAUCGGGAAAAAUACUCGAAAUGCUCGAUUCCAAGCCCGUCUACAAAGACGAAGUUUUCGGCUGGGCUAACCCACGGGGUGCUACGGGUGCAGUCACCAUCGAGCCAGUUUUCAGGGUCAUCUUGGUCGUCGGGGUCAGAUAUUGAAGAUGAUGAUAAAAGGCCUUCAAAUGUUGUGAUCAAGAACUAUAUGCGGUCUAGCACAGGCCCAUGGGUUAGCCGUGACAAAUCGAAGUUCCAUAGGCGGCAGUCUUCAUUGAGCAAGAUUUUGAUGAACCAGGUGUUUUGUUUUGGUGCACAGGGUCUAGUUGUGGAUGAACCGGUUAGGCGUUCGAGCCCACGUCAAAGUUACAUUGGUUCAACUGCCUGAAUAUAAUAUGUAUAUAUAUAGACACGAUCUGUAUGUAUACAAUAAUUUUUUUUAAUGUAAUAUUUUUAUAUAAACAUUAUGAGGACGAUUUUACAUUUUAUUUUCUUGGCAAAUACACACCAUAAAUUUUCGGGAAA
This is a messenger RNA of Lactuca sativa (garden lettuce), 2735 nucleotides long. RefSeq lists its product as uncharacterized. Gene Ontology annotation, molecular function: protein binding. The record is from RefSeq and is a predicted model, not a curated record. NCBI's taxonomy places the organism in Eukaryota, Viridiplantae, Streptophyta, Magnoliopsida, Asterales, Asteraceae.